This is a messenger RNA of Prosopis cineraria, 1326 nucleotides long. RefSeq names its product GATA transcription factor 25-like. Gene Ontology annotation, molecular function: sequence-specific DNA binding; protein binding; zinc ion binding. The transcript has 7 exons. The record is from RefSeq and is a predicted model, not a curated record. Lineage: Eukaryota; Viridiplantae; Streptophyta; Magnoliopsida; Fabales; Fabaceae. Bases 230 to 1102 code for a protein of 290 amino acids. Gene Ontology annotation, biological process: regulation of DNA-templated transcription.
CCCUGCUGUGCUCCCCUGAGCGGCUGAGCCGGCGUUCGCCUUCACUUUGCCCUUCGAUCUCUGAACUCCGACAUUGCCUCCAACUCGCGUUCACUCCCACGCAGUACCCAUCAUUCUCUAUCCUCCAACGAAUUUUGCUCUCAUCCAAAUCCAGCUGUUAUUAGGGUUAGGGUUUCAAACUUGCUCAUAUUAUGCAUAAAAAGCCCCUAGCUCAACACUCGAAUCAGCAAUGUACGGACAACUCCCAUCAAUGAAUGUCACUAAUCGGAUUAGCACCGGAGAAGAUGAAGAUGGCGCUGGCAUUGGCGCGGAAUCCAUUGAUAAUCACAACAUCCAUUACGAAACGCAAGCCCUCGAAGAUGGUAGUGGUGGAGUUGGGGGCGUAGUGGAGGAUGUGAACUCCGAUAACGUAUAUGUUUCUGGCAGUGGUUCUGAAUUGUCCAUCCCUCACGAGGAUCCUAGCCAGCUUACGUUAUCAUUUCGUGGUCAAGUAUAUGUUUUUGACUCUGUUACCCCUGAUAAGGUGCAAGCGGUAUUGUUACUGUUGGGUGGAUCUGAAAUACCACCGGGUUCGCAAUGUGAGGAUAUGGCCCCUCAAAAUGAGAGGGGUGCGAUGGAUUACCCUGGAAGAUGUAGCCAGCCACACCGAGCAGCCUCUUUAAGCAGGUUUCGUCAGAAGAGAAAAGAGCGAUGCUUUGAUAAGAAAGUUAGAUACAGCGUGCGUCAAGAAGUUGCUCUCAGGAUGCACCGUAAUAAGGGUCAAUUUACUUCUUCUAAGAAACAAGAUGGAGCUAAUAGUUUGGGUACAGUCCAAGAGUCAGGCCAGGAUGACAAUCAAUCAGAAACCCUGUGCACACAUUGUGGCACUAGUUCAAAAUCCACCCCAAUGAUGCGGCGUGGGCCAUCUGGACCAAGGUCACUGUGUAAUGCUUGUGGACUUUUUUGGGCAAAUAGGGGUACUUUGAGGGAUUUAUCCAAGAAGAACCACGAACAUUCUCUUGCACCAGCUGAGCAGGUUGAACGGGAUGAUUCACACUGUCGGACCGCCAACCCUGCAUGUAACAAUCUUGGGGCUUUCUGUGAUAAUGAUAAGCCAGCAUAGAUGAUCGUUGAAUUUUCCAGUCAGAGAAUGCCAAUCAUUGGCUAUGGUAAUUUUAGGAUUAUAGUAAUUUAUUCGGUUUGGGCACUAGAAUGUACAGUUAUAGCGUAUGCUCUUAAUCAAUACAAGAGGUUUAUUUCUCCAUGCUUGAUAAUUUGCGCAACCCGUUUAUUCUGGAUGUGUAAACUGAAAGGCUGGGAUUUAUGAUAUCAUGGGGCUUUCAACCA